Chlorocebus sabaeus (green monkey) is the source of this 942-nucleotide messenger RNA. It is a transcript of the gene OR10T2, whose product is annotated as olfactory receptor family 10 subfamily T member 2. Gene Ontology annotation, molecular function: olfactory receptor activity; G protein-coupled receptor activity. The record is from RefSeq and is a predicted model, not a curated record. Gene Ontology annotation, biological process: G protein-coupled receptor signaling pathway. Gene Ontology annotation, cellular component: membrane. NCBI's taxonomy places the organism in Eukaryota, Metazoa, Chordata, Mammalia, Primates, Cercopithecidae.
AUGCAAGGUUUCAACAAAACCACUGUGGUUACACAGUUCAUCCUGGUGGGUUUCUCCAGCCUGGGGGAGCUCCAGCUGCUGCUUUUUGUCAUAUUUCUUCUCCUAAACUUGACUAUCUUGGUGGCCAAUGUGACCGUCAUGGCCGUUAUUCGCUUCAGCUGGACUCUCCACACUCCCAUGUAUGACUUUCUACUCAUUCUUUCAUUUUCUGAGUCCUACUACACUUUUGUCAUCAUCCCUCAGCAGCUGAUCCACCUGCUCUUAGACACCAAGACCAUCACCUUCAUGGCCUGUGCCAACCAGCUCUUCUUCUUUCUUGCCUUUGCUUGCACCAACUGCUUCCUCAUGGUGAUGGGAUAUGAUCGCUAUGUAGCCAUUUGUCACCCUCUGAGUUACACACUUAUCAUGAACAGAAGGCUGGGGUUGGGGUAUUCUCUCUCAGGAGCCACAAGUUUCCUUUUUGCUUUGGUGGCCACCAACCUCAUUUGUGACAUGCCUUUUUGUGGCCCCAACGGGGUUAAUCACUAUUUCUGUGACAUGGCACCUUUUAUCAAGUUAGCCUGCACUGACACCCAUGUGAAAGAGCUGGCUUUAUUUAGCCUCAGCAUCCUGGUAAUUAUGGUGCCUUUUCUGUUAAUUCUCAUAUCCUAUGGCUUCACAGUUAACACCAUCCUGAAGAUCCCUUCAGCUGAGGGCAAGAAGAAGGCCUUUGUCACCUAUGCCUCACACCUCACUGUGGUCUUUGUCCACUAUGGCUGUGCCUCUAUUAUCUACCUGUGGCCCAAGUCCAAGUCUGCCUCAGACAAGGAUCAGUUGGUGGCAGUGACCUACACAGUGGUUACUCCCUUACUUAGUCCUCUUGUCUACAGUCUGAGGAACAAGGAGGUAAAAACUGCAUUGAAAAGAGUUCUUGGAAUGCCUGUGGCAACCAAGAUGAGCUAA